Molecule: messenger RNA, 3273 nt
Organism: Diachasmimorpha longicaudata
Lineage: Eukaryota; Metazoa; Arthropoda; Insecta; Hymenoptera; Braconidae
Gene: Rab6
Product: ras-related protein Rab6
Exons: 6
Coding region: 207-842 (211 amino acids)
Biological process (GO): vesicle-mediated transport
Molecular function (GO): GTP binding; GTPase activity
Source: RefSeq, a predicted model, not a curated record
ACCAAUGACGUCACUUCCCAGUCAAACGUGGCGGCCGACAGUGCGACAGAGAAGGGAAGGAGUGGCCGUGGCGAUUUGUCAUAACUUUUCACCCGAACAAAUCUACGAAUUUUUCAGUUUUAUGAACCAUUUUCGAGUGUACUAACGAGUGUUACAGGUGACAAGUUUAUCAUUACCAAGGGGAUUAUCAGCAUUUCGCCGUUACAAUGUCGUCCUCGGGUGAUUUUGGAAACCCAUUGCGUAAAUUCAAGCUCGUUUUUCUGGGCGAACAGAGUGUUGGAAAAACAUCGCUCAUCACACGAUUUAUGUAUGACAGCUUUGACAACACGUAUCAGGCUACCAUAGGCAUAGACUUUUUGAGUAAAACUAUGUAUCUCGAGGAUAGGACUGUUAGAUUACAAUUGUGGGACACUGCUGGACAAGAACGAUUCCGUUCACUCAUUCCUAGUUACAUCAGGGACUCGACCGUUGCUGUUGUGGUUUAUGAUAUUACCAGCGCUAAUUCAUUCCAUCAAACGUCAAAAUGGAUUGACGACGUGCGAACAGAGCGGGGUAGUGAUGUUAUCAUUAUGCUAGUUGGGAAUAAAACAGACUUAAGUGAUAAACGACAAGUAUCGAUGGAAGAUGGUGAGCGCAAAGCCAAGGAGUUGAAUGUUAUGUUUAUUGAGACAAGUGCUAAGGCAGGAUACAACGUCAAACAGCUGUUCAGAAGAGUGGCUGCUGCUCUGCCUGGUAUGGACUCGACAGAAAAUAAACCACCAGAAGACACUGUCGACUUGCAGAAUCAAUCACCGAUGCAGAAUGGAUCGGAGUCGGAGGGGGAGAGUGGCUGCAUUUGCUAGGAAGACAAUGCUCUCGACUGUGCCCAUUAACGAACAAAUAACAAAGAAUGAACAAAAGAAAGAAUACAACCUACUGGCAAAACGUCAAUUCUCGUGUGACGUAAUGAAAAUAAAUUUCAUUUUUUUUUGUCUCGAGGAGAGGAAUCUGUAGCUGACGGGUGAUGGCGAGAAGUCGUUGAGAAAUUGAGAAAAUAAAUUGAUGGUCCACACAUCCGACGACUGUGGAAAGUAGAGAAUUAAUUAUCGUUUAAGUGUGCUUGUACUGUUUUUUAGCAAUGUGAGAAAAUGAGGGAGACAUUUGACAUGAAAAUUGUGCGAUUCUGUUCGUGAUUGAGGAGAAUAGAGAGAUGAGGGGAUGGAAACUUCGAUUAGAUAUCGAAAUAAUACACGUGAAUGUUAACAAUUAAGAAACAAAAUCAACACGCCCUUUCGAGACAAUUAUCAAUUCCAAUUGAUUUUUUCCCCACAACUUUUUAUUUCAUUUAACUUGUGCAAGAUUAUCGUGGGUCUAUUGGUAAAUAUUUUAUACCAAAUUUAUUAGGAAAAAUAAUCUUUUAAUUUCUCAUCAUUCCGAAAUCUCUGACUCCACUCAAUUCAUCCCUUCGCCCCUCAAUCCUCCGACAUCUUUGAAAUUGAUAAUGAAAGCACUGUGAUACAAUUGUCUUUGGAACGAUAGAGACCACCCAUUUGAUACAUGAAUUCGCUCGGUUGAAAUUCUUUUCUCUAUGAAAUCGCUUCGUGUGUAUCUUAUGAUUCUCUUUUGAUUUUCAAUCCAUCACGCACGAAAAAAAAUUGAAUUGUUCGCGAAUUCGCUAAAUGCUUGUCUAGACUUUUUCGUACGCGAUCUGUCCAUGUAUUUUCGCUAGACACCGGUCAAUGCAAUGUCCCUUUGAUUACCGAAUAAUUCUCAUGAUUAAACAUUCCUGCAAUUCCGUGCUUUAUCGUUCCAAAAGUAUCUUCACUCGGUGACUGCUGCUUCGUGCUCUCAGGCAGGCUGAGCACACCGACAACAAAUUGUACGAUCUCGCACGCGAAUUAUAUUACACUGUGCAAAAUAAAAAAGCGUAUUUAUGGGGGAAUAUGAGAAGAGAGAUUAAUGAUAAAUAAACGCUUUCGAAGGAUCACUUGAGCCCCAAGUAAUUCUUCAAUUGAGGGGAAUAAAGGGGAACAAUGUUAAUGGAAAUCAAGCAAUUAUUAGUCCUCAAUUACUCUUAUGAGUCCGUUGAUUUUUUCAUUUAUUUAAUAGAAAUAUUAAAUUUCGUUUUAAUAAAAAAGAAUCAUUUUGUUUUGUUGAACAUUUUUAUCUGAAAGAAUAGCGAUAUUUUUUUCGCACCAGUUUAUGUUCCAUGAAGAUCCCUUAAUUCCUCUCAAUUCCAGAAUUGUUACGUUUAAUCUAAGAGACUGAAUGUUUUUUCGUACUUUCAUCACGCCAAUAUCUAAGAGUAGUGAAUAGAAAUGAAAAUUGGGCUGUAAAGAAACAGCGAUGAUUCAAUUACCCGGAUAAUUGCACUCAUUUUAAUGAAAUGAGGCAAAUCAUUUGGUUUUCCAAAUUGAGAGAGUUGUUGAAAAUUUUUAUUAUUGAAAGAAAAUGCAAAUUGCCUGUGUGUGAUGUUGGCUUAACGAUGUGAGACAGACGAAACACCAAUUUGCUUUAAUCUCAGUCGAAAAAAAUGGCACUCUUUUUGCGCUAGACAGCGAUGAUGAGAGAAACGGAAAAUUGUCUUCGAGUUCUUAUUUAUAAUAAUAGUAAUAAUAUGAAAAUAUUUAUUUCACUUAGCCUGAAUUUUUUUGCGGAUUUAUUUGAAAUUCUGUGAUUUUGCAGUGCAAUUUUUCAACAGAUAUUCAAUAAAAAAGUCAAUCGAUGUUAAUUUCAAGAAAUUAUUCAAUAACAACGGCUAUAACAAUUCUUGAAAUUCUAGGAAACAAAAUUGUGAUCUACUGACUUUUUCCGUUCAAUAUCUGUUGAAUAUUUCUGAACAAAUAAUGCAAAAUUGUCGAUUGAAAUUGAAAAAAUUAAUAGCUUUCAAUGGAAGCUGCAAGGAAUUUUUAAGCGAAAUAUUUUCCAUACGUGUGUUCAUUUUGUACGGACCUUUGGAAGAAUUCUCCACGAUCUGGUGAAUUCGACGCACAUUUUGACCUCUCCGGCAAAUUAAAAAUCGACGAACCCUGUUAUCAUUUGUAUUAACAUAGUAGGAAUAGACCUUGCAGAAAAAACGAAAGGAAAAACAUAAAAAAAACUAGGGGGUAUUCUUUAGCUUGGAAGCUGCAUAGUUGUAGCACACGCAUUAAGCCACUUGAAACAACCUCAUUACUGUUUCAUCGUCUAUCGAAAAAGAAUGGAAAGAAUUUCAUUUAUUACUUCUGAAAAAUUCAAACAGGAAUUGUAUGUCGCAUUAAACCAAAUAAAAGAAAAAAACAGUGAAAAACCGUA